GCCAUAUUUUCGAGGAAGAAGAAUCUUCCUCGUUGGGUUAGCUGGCUUCGGGAAGUUGUGAACGACGUGGACGAAGUUUUAAAUGAAGAAGUCGAUUAAUUUAUAGCGGCAUAGCUUGAAAAACACUUGGGAAGUCGUUUCCAUUUGCAGCUAAGUGUCUAUGGUGAGUUUUACGAAUACAUUGGCUCUGUUUUUGCAAAGACUUUAACUGUUUAGAGAAAGGCUCUCGGGCCUAACAAGCUAAUCACCAUGAGUUACGGUAAGCCUCCGCCAGACGUUGAUGGCAUGACUUCCCUCAAAGUGGACAACUUAACCUACCGAACAACUCCCGAGACCCUCCGGAGAGUUUUCGAGGAUUACGGCCGGGUAGGGGACGUUUAUAUCCCCCGUGACAGAUACACGAAAGAAAGUCGCGGGUUUGCCUUCGUGCGGUUUCACGACAAACGCGACGCAGAGGAUGCAAUGGACGCCAUGGACGGCGCGCUUUUGGAUGGAAGGGAGCUGCGGGUCCAGAUGGCCAGGUACGGAAGACCCCCAGAUUCCCACUAUGGUGGAGGAAGGAGAGGGGGGCCACCCAGGAGGAACAGCGGCUAUGGACGCCGGAGCAGGAGCCCGAGACGUAGAAGACGCAGCAGAUCCCGCAGCAGGAGCCGCUCUCGCAGCAGGAGCCGAUCCCGCUACAGCAAAUCCAGGUCCCGGUCCUACUCCCGAUCCAAGUCCCACUCUCCCAAGACCAAGAAGACCAAGGCCAAGUCCAAUUCUCGAUCCAGAUCUAAGUCCAGAUCCCCAUCCAGGUCCAGAAGCCGCACCCCGCCCUCCAAAAGAGGAUCCAGGUCAAGGUCUCAAAGCCAGCCCAAGUCUGCUGCAGAGAAUGGAGGAGAAUCCCCGUAGAUCUCGAUAUGCCAGCGACAGGUGAAAACUACAGAAGUCCCAGACCAGAAUCCAGCACAAGCAUCAGUGACCUGCUGUAAAAGGUUUUUAUUUAGUCUUCCAUGCUUUGGUUUGCUUUUUCAUGUAACCACAGAAAGUUUUUUUUGUAUUCAUCAAUGUAAUGCUUUGUCAGAACAUGCUUAUGAUUUUACAAGUCUUGCACAAUGUGGAGGGGAGUUUCGGUUGUGACCUGCUUUUCAUACUAAGAGGAAAACGUGCAUGUUUUUAAGUUUGUACCAGGGAUAGAAGUCUCAGCUUUACUGUUAAGUUCUCUUUAUGGCCUGUACCAUGAAGCGAGAGUGUAGUCGAGCUUCAGGGCUUCUGUUAAACAUCACAUUGAUCAUGUAAUAACAGCAGCAUAUAUGUAGUCACUGGCUCUUGUAGUAAUGUUUGCGUAAAGAGGUGGGCUCGCUCCAAUGUCAGAAUAUUUGUCUCUGACUUUAACAACGCUUUGUGUGUCCUAUAUUUGUCCUGUACUUCCUUCUUUCAUAUGGACCAUUUCUGAUACAACCUAGGGAUGUCAGGAGAAUCCAAUCAGAAGUCCUUUACACAAGAAGUUUUUGAUCAUUUAGAGACAUUCAGGCCCUGAAAUUAUCUGGACCUUUCUUUCACACAUGCUCCUCACAGGGGGAGAUUUUCUGUCUCAAAAAACUGCUCAGCAUUCAGGCAAGUAAGGGCAGGAGAGCAGCAGAAGGUGUCAUCAUCUUUCCUAAAGAGGGAAGUUUCUCUUACAAGUUUAAAUGUACCACCAUACAAACAGGUUUAUAAUAAACAGCAGUAAAGAUCAUAAAGCAGGGAAUUCACCACUGACAUGUGACUCUAGGUCUCACAGGGUAAAGUCCUCCUAAAGUCAGGGGGAAUUGAUUCAGCUGUUUGUAAUCUUAUGCACCCAAAUCAGACAGUGUUGGGGAAAUUUUCAGGAGUGAAGUGCAUGUGUGAAAGGGGCUAAUGUAAGGCUUUUACAACUCAGUGGUACAUAAUUUUGAUUCUUUGGGUUAGAAAUGUAGCCCUCAAAAACCAUGCUAAAUUUACAUGCUUUUCCAUCCUGUAAAACUAGGAUGCACAUUUAUUUCCCGAUGUAAAAUCUUUGCUUCUCUGUUGUUUUUCACAUGCAUUUAGGCGAAACAUUUUACUCGGUAUGUUUACAUGCAGUUCAAUAAAUGUUGUCAGACUAAAACUGGUGUUUUAAAGGCUGGUAAACAUGUUAUUUCAACAGGAAUUGUACCAAGUCAAAUUUGUAGAGUUCACACACUUAGAUUUUGUUGUGGUGGAUCAAAUUACUCUUGCUAAUUUAUAGAAAGCUCAACUUGAAAAAGCUCAGUAGUAAUGAUCUUAAAGGGGACAUAUCACCUUUGAGCUUGUAUACAAACAGGGUCUGGUUAAAUGGCCUGAUCCAGUUAUAAACAUAGCUCGACAUGAUUGUGCAUGCAAACAUAAUGAGUGAAAAUGGUUCAAUAUAAGCUCAGUGUAGGGUGAUUGAGUCCAACUUUGUUCAACUUGAAUUAGCCAAAGGUUCACCAGAUGUGACAGUAAUCUUUCUUAGUGAAACGGGUGUGAUAAAUGAGUUUUUGACUUCAGUUACUUGUAUUUUUUUUUUAACACAAGAUUUAAAAAGAGUCCAAACUGGUAUAUUCAGAUCACCAGGCUGAAUAAAUCCCUUUAAAAACUCACCUGCUCUGUCUACUUUCUUCAGUUUCUGUUGCUCAGGGUGUCUUUUGUUUGCCAGGACUGUAGAUUAUUUUGUUUUUGUGAUGAGUGUUAACUCUAAAUGCUUUACAGUGGGAACUGACUGCAGAAGGCUUUAAAGAAAUUAUUGAUCAUGACAGAUUUUACAGAAUCGUCUCAUGUCAUUUAAUGUUACAAGAUAAUUCAACUUUGGGUAUUGUUUUUAUUUUUCCUUCUCUAUAUUUUUUUAUCCUAAUCCUGCUUGUAUUGUAUUUCUUUGUGCACUAGGCGCAGUUGUGUAGCAGACGGGUAUUGCUGGUUUAGCUGUUAAGGUUACGUGUUGCUCUGCUGAGUGCUCGGGUGUUUCCGGUAUUCACCAGAUUGCUCCUGUGACUACCAGCUGUCUGCUCGCUCCACUCUCAACCCUCUGUACCAUGAGUGUUUCCACCACGCUGUCAUGGAUGAUAAAUGUGACUUUCAUUAAAGAUUUUGGUGUUUUUGUCUAAAA
Messenger RNA from Cheilinus undulatus (humphead wrasse), 3103 nucleotides. It is a transcript of the gene srsf2b, whose product is annotated as serine and arginine rich splicing factor 2b. Gene Ontology annotation, molecular function: RNA binding. NCBI's taxonomy places the organism in Eukaryota, Metazoa, Chordata, Actinopteri, Labriformes, Labridae. The record is from RefSeq and is a predicted model, not a curated record. The coding region runs from base 250 to 891 and encodes 213 amino acids. The transcript is spliced from 3 exons.